AGCGUUGACCGAGCGCCAAUCAUAAGAGGGCAAACAGCACGCGUCUCUAUCUAUCCCUCUUGCGCUCGCUUCAAUAUGUCAUGCGUGAACGAGAUGAUAACAUAGGCACGUGGUUACAGCAACUGGACGGCUUGAGCGGGCCGCGGCCGCCAUUUUCUACUGUGUAUCGCUCCUGCGAACUCGUAUUGACGCGUGUUUGUAACUUGGGAUACCUAGUGUAGUAGAUAAACAGUGUAAUUAUGGUCACAGCACCUCACGAUGACUGGACAGAAGAACUCUGCAUUAGAUUGAUACACGAAUACAAGAAACGUCCUAUACUAUGGGACCCUAGAGAUCCGUUCUUCUUCAAAAAGGCCAUGAAGCCUGAGGCGUGGGAAGGAAUUGGCGCGGUGUUAAAUUUGCCUGCAGAUAUGUGUAAGCAUAAAAUGGUAAUUUUGCAAUCGUCGUUUAGAAGAGAAAAAUCCAAAAUUAUGCAGAGCAUCAGGGAUUCAGCCGGAGACGCCAAUUACACGUCUACUUGGUUCGCCUUCGAGGAAAUGGCCUUUUUGAUCAACAAAGAUUCGGAGAGAAAACGACAUACAACGCAAUUGUCAGCAGACAGCGAAGAUGGACCUUCAGCUAUUAAAAAAUCCUUAUUAGAACAUUACAUUGAAAAGAGUGCAGAAAACAAAAAGAAACAUAAAAAUUCAUUAACUACCAACGUAGUUAAAGUUCUUCCAAAUAUUUGCCCCAAAAAACUAAAUGUGAGUCAAACGAGCCACAACAGAGCCAACGUUACGUCAACAGUAGCAUCUCCAGUGCAAGUUGCAUCACCACCGGCGACUAUGCCUCCCAAGGUACCUGCACCGAGUCGGCUGCAAGGAGAUGAAACCCUUGAAGAAAUAAAAUCAUUCACUAACUUCAUAGCUUUCAAGAUGAAAAAAUACAGCGAGACCACUAAAAAUUAUGUACAACAAGCAAUAUGUGACAUUAUUUUCAAGGCUGAUCAACAUAUUUAUGACAACAUGACUUCGGAUGAACAGCUUAGUGGUCAUCAAUCUCCACAAAGAGAUGCGGAAUCGGAAGAUGGAGACAUAGAAAACAAGACAAUUGAUAUAGGCAAUGGGCAAGUUAUUAUAAUCAAAACGGACGAUAGCGAUUAGUAUGACUAAGGAUAAGUUGAAAGGCGAAUGGCGAAAUCUGAUUGAGAAUUGUGACAGUGAUAUUCGUAAUAACAAUUAGUUAUUAAAAUAAUGUAUCUUUCAUUAAUAAAU
Messenger RNA from Leguminivora glycinivorella, 1253 nucleotides. RefSeq lists its product as uncharacterized. NCBI's taxonomy places the organism in Eukaryota, Metazoa, Arthropoda, Insecta, Lepidoptera, Tortricidae. The coding region runs from base 240 to 1142 and encodes 300 amino acids. The transcript is spliced from 3 exons. The record is from RefSeq and is a predicted model, not a curated record.